AGCUUUAAAUGGAAGAAACAAAAAAGCAGCAUCAUCAACGGCCAUAACUCAUCCACGGCGUGUGUGACGGCGCUAUUCGGUGAUGGUGGCGUUGGUCAACACAAGAUUGAAGAGGGAACAAUGCAACCGCACAAAACACGAUUCCAGCUUCUCCCAUUGGAAGAUACUGAUUGGGCCUUCUGAUUGGGAAGAUCAUUCCAAAGGAAAGGAAGGGUGUGCAAGAUACAGGAUCCAUAAUCUUCCUCAGGAAUCAAAUCCAGGGGUGUAUGAGCUUGGAAUUGCUGUGAUCAAUGGUGGUUUGGGGCGUGAAAUUUCCAAGCUUGCCCCUCAUUCUCACCGCAUAGUGGUGGUUUACCUUGGACAAGCUGAUAAUGUGAGAACAAGACUCCAACGUUAUGGCAGAACAGGUGCUCAUCUGCACAGUGGCUGUUCGAAUGGUUCUUCUCCCCAAAAGGGGCGCCCCUUGUUUGAGGAAGUGUUUUCACAAGGAUUCUCAAUCGUUUAUAGAUGGGCUCCUAUGCAAAACAAGGAAGAUGCCCUGCGAACAGAAGCUCAGCUGCUCAGUACAUUUGAUUAUGCAUGGAACACAAGCAGUAAUGGAAUCCGUAGACCUGAAGAAAUUCUUCAAAAGCUUCAAAAAAUUGCUUCAGCCACUAGAACACUUUCAGAUGUGGCCAAAGUGCUACUACCAUUUACUCAGAAGCAAGUGGGCAUCCGAAUUAAAUCAAGCAAGGCACCUCAGGCAGAUGACAAGUUAGAUAAAGCGGACAAUGAGAGCUAUAAUUUCCUAUCUCGGGUAUUCAGUUUUAACAGAUCACGUCCUAGGAUAGUUCAAAGUGUCACUGGUUUCGUUCAGGAACAGGAGAAUGCUAAAAUAUGUGGAGUGGCAUUGGAUGAUGGUUUGAUUUGUCAAAGGCCACCAGCUGAGAAAAGAUUGAGGUGUCCCGAACACAAAGGAAUGAGAGCUAAUGUUUCCAUUGCCGAAGCAACCAGGGUUCCCAAGUCAGAGAGCAAUAUUGAUGAAAGUCUGACAGACACCAAUGUAUGUGGAAUCAUCUUAAAUGAUGGCUCUACCUGUAGAAGGCAACCAGUUAAAGGAAGGAAAAGGUGCCAUGAGCAUAAAGGGAGGAGAGUUGGUGCAUUUGUUCAAAAUAAAGGCAAUGGAUACAGAUACCAAAAUGUCAGCUAUGAUGUAAAAAAUUCUCUACAAACACUGGUAGGGAGUCCUGUUGAUGAGAGUAUAUCAAACACAGAUAUAUGUGGAAUCAUCUUAAAUGAUGGCUCUGCUUGUACAAGACAACCAGUUAAAGGAAGAAAAAGGUGCCAUGAGCACAAAGGAAGAAGAAUUCAUGCAUCCUUUCAUGUAAAUCAGAAAUAACUGGCACUGCAGAAUUUCUGCAUAACAAGUGUCAUGCUUAAUCACCACAAUGAGUUAGUUGAAGUUUAGACAGAGACUGUUGCUGCUAGCUGAUGACCUGCUAGAAGAUGGGUUUAGAUGCUAGACUUGGAGUGUCAUAACUGAACAGCUGAUAUCUAUUUAAAAGGCAAACCACCAGUUGUAGGUAAAAAAAAAUUCUUGCAGCAGAAAAUGCAUUGAUCAGAUGCUGGAAGGGUGAAAUAUGUUUGUAUUAUUAGGGAAAUUUCACUUAUAAUUCUCUGAAGGCAAGGAAGUAUGUAAUAGUAGUUGUUUCCCAUUGUUGUUGUAUUGUAGGAAUAGCGAUUGUUUAUUAUGGUCAGAAAUGUGCUCUGUUUUCCUGCAGCAGCAUCAAAGUACAAGUUUAUAGAUAUGUUAAACCAUUGUAUUCUUUUAGCACUUAAGAUUACAAAAAUGCAGACAGAGAUUUAAACCAUCAAGUUGAUUGAGGCCUAUAUAUAUACGCUAAUUAUGAGUCAA
Vigna unguiculata (cowpea) is the source of this 1894-nucleotide messenger RNA. RefSeq names its product effector of transcription2 (gene ET2). Gene Ontology annotation, molecular function: DNA binding. The record is from RefSeq and is a predicted model, not a curated record. Gene Ontology annotation, biological process: regulation of DNA-templated transcription. Lineage: Eukaryota; Viridiplantae; Streptophyta; Magnoliopsida; Fabales; Fabaceae.